CCCCGAUACAAGUGCUUUCUUCGAGUCGCUCGUUGAUGACUCGUUUUGUUUUCGUUCGUUCUCUUUGUUUGAUUCCUUGAGUGGGCUUUUGCGCGGGGGGCUGCGCUUUCUCAAGAAGCAAAGCAAGCAGAACGACGGGACAAGAAGAAGAAGAAGUAGAGGAGGAGCGUCGGGGAAUGUCCCAACCCACAGGGCAAUGUGGUGAGGUGACUGAUGGCUUCCCAGCCAGAGCUGUUCACGUGAGAGGGGGAAUCAUUGAAGAAAAGAUCAAGACACUGGGAGGGGAGCAAAGAGUUUCACACAGAGCAUGGCCUCCAUCAAAGAGGAGGGCAUGGAUGAAAGAUGCAUUAAACAAGAGGACUGUGAAUGGGAUGCACCGGAAGACUUUUGCGUGACGGCGGAGCAGUGGGAAGGAAGAAUGUCCAUUUGUAAAGAGGAGGAGUGCAAGGAGGAGAUUAAAGGCGAGGAUUCCAAAGGUUUCAUGCAUGAAACUGGGAGGGCUUUCAAGCAAGAGAUCGGUGAGAAACCUCAUUCCCAUUUACCCCCCUGGCUCGCUAAUACGGGACAACUGGCUGCCGAGGAGGAUUCUGCGGAAGUGAAAUCUGAGAUGUCAGACUUGGAGGAGAAAAGCGCGGAAGGAAACGGGAGGGAAACAGGAGAGCAGAGGUCAUCUAAGAGUGCUGGAAGAAAUUUCCAGGAGAAUUACAGCUUCUCUCCAUCAUCAUCUGAACAGCCCUCUCUUCAAGGUGGACUACAGCAGAAACUGGACACUGAGAAGAUGGAGAAAUCUACAAGAGGAUCAGAGAACUGGACCCCAGCCCCUUUGCAGUGCAGUUCUCUUCAUGCUGCCAAAAUGACAAAGGUAGAGGCCAAUAACACCAAUCAACAACGAGUGCAUAAGUACAUCAGAAACCAGACUGCCGGUAAACCUCACUGCUGUUCAGAAUGUGGCAAGCAGUUCUCAUAUGUACACAGUCUUCGGGUCCACACAAGAAUCCACACUGGAGAAAAACCGUAUUGUUGUUCUGAGUGUGGGAAAAAAUUCUUAAAGAUGUACCACCUUAAAUGCCAUAUAAGAAUUCAUACUGGAGAGAAACCUUAUUGUUGUUAUGAGUGUGGCAAACGAUUCUUACAGGACAGCCAACUUCAGACCCACACCAGGAUUCACACUGGAGAGAAACCUCACGGUUGUUUGGAGUGUGGCAAACGAUUCUCACACAGCAGCACUCUGCAUAAGCAUACAAGAAUUCAUACAGGAGAGAAACCUCACUGCUGUUUUGAAUGUGGAAAACGAUUCUCCGAUGUGUACAGUCUUCAAUGCCACAUCAGAAUCCAUACUGGGGAGAAGCCUUAUCAUUGUCCUGAAUGUGGUAAACGAUUCUCAAACAACAGUGGACUUCGAAAUCAUAAAAAUAUUCACACUGGUGAGAAACCCCAUUGCUGUACUGAAUGUGGUAAGGGUUUCUCAAACAGCAGCAACCUCAAUAAGCACAUGAGAAUUCACACCGGGCAGAAGCCUUAUUGUUGUACUGAGUGUGAUAAACGAUUCUCAGACCGAACUGGACUUCACAGCCAUAAUAGAAUCCAUAUGGGCGAGAAAACUCUUAACUGUUGUGAAUGUGGCAAGCGUUUCUCAGACAGCAGCAGUCUUAAUAGGCACAUGAGAAAUCACACGGGGUUGAUUGGGAAAAACACAAAAUCUGGAGUAAAACCUCUUAAGUGGUGCCAGUGAUGCCGGCUGGAAUUAACAGGAGUCAUUGAAAGAAAUGUUUGUGCCUAUCCUGGCAUCUUGUUAAUGACUGCCACAAUACCACGAAAUGUCGUUCGCUGGUGGAAUGAGUUGUCCAGCGUCAUUUGAAAAAUCGGUCUCCAUCAAUGUGUUUGAAGACUCGGCUGGUGACUUUCUGGCUGUUAGGUUUUCUAUCAAUCAAUUCAGUAAACCUUGCCCUGUCACCAUUGUUCUUAAACAGUUUCCCAGGCAGAUGUGUAUUCGAUUAUAUUGGCCUUUUGUUUUUUUUUUUAUUUGUAAGUCACUUUGGAUAAAAAAAGUCUGCUCUGCAAAUAAAUGUGA
This is a messenger RNA of Polypterus senegalus (gray bichir), 2071 nucleotides long. RefSeq names its product zinc finger protein 501-like. The record is from RefSeq and is a predicted model, not a curated record. Gene Ontology annotation, biological process: regulation of transcription by RNA polymerase II. Lineage: Eukaryota; Metazoa; Chordata; Cladistia; Polypteriformes; Polypteridae. Bases 308 to 1732 code for a protein of 474 amino acids. Gene Ontology annotation, molecular function: DNA-binding transcription factor activity; RNA polymerase II cis-regulatory region sequence-specific DNA binding. The transcript is spliced from 3 exons.